AAAAUUAUUCCGUUCCAGGAGGCAGCCCGACAGCACUUUAGCGGAAAUUUCGGAUAAACCAGAAGUAUUUGAUGAGCUUCGCGAUAUCCCGGUUUACGUACUGAGCAGCAGCACUGCUGAGACCGAUGCUACAUCGGAUCGUGAGAAAUUGCCAAAAAGUGAGAGCGAACGAAUGAGCUAUGUGCAAAAAUGCCGAAUACAGCUGCAGAUUGAAUUCAACGAUAUUGUUGUGUGCCGAACGCUGCUUCGACCGCUCGACAACCAAUUCGAGGCGCAUUUCGCGCAAAUUUAUAAUUUACAGGUGCAAGAAAUUCCACGGUCAGUAACAGUUACGAUUUUUGAGAAGGCGCCAAAAACGGAAGCUCGCAAAAUUGCUGUUGUUGGACUGCCACUACCGGAUGAAGAUAAUCCAGUCGAUGUGUCCGGCAAACUGGUCGCAGUGGAGUUUGCGAGUGAUUUGGUCAUCAACGGGUAA
This is a messenger RNA of Gongylonema pulchrum, 475 nucleotides long. The record is from the annotation of a GenBank genome assembly. Lineage: Eukaryota; Metazoa; Nematoda; Chromadorea; Rhabditida; Gongylonematidae.